UACUCACUCACCAAUAUUUAUUUGAUACGAAUCAUAUAUACCUUCACUAAGAUUUCUCUCUCUAGCCCUCUCCUUCCUUUCUCUCUCUGUCGGCGAUGCAGAGGCUUUCGCUUGACUCUUCAGCUUCGAAGCUCUAUAGCUAUGGAGGACGGAAGGACGAUACCUAUGAUAUCGAUGACUUAAAGCGGAAAGAGUCAGCUUCAUCUCCUCCUUCUUCGUCGUCUUCACCGGCAGAUUACGACGAUCACGAGCUCAAGGACUUUAAGCCGAGGCGGUUAUCGCUGCAAUCGCCUUUCGCGGCGACGCAUCAGAAGCAAGAGAAACUCGUCCACUUCAUUCCUGUUCUCACUCUUAUCUGUUUUAUCAUUCUCUACCUCUCUUCUCACGCUCCGUCGCAAUCAGAUUUGGCUCAGUUUAACGGAUUCAUGCGUCCUUCAAAGCAUCUAGAUUCCGACGAAAAUGGCGAUAUCUCUGGAUUCAUCAGGUCAGACACUUUAGCAAUCCGUAGUAGCAUAAGGAACCUGCAAGAAACGGAAAGCUACGCGACGAAAUCACUUCCCCGUCGCCGAACAUCUCACCGGAAAACCGCUGACUUCUAGCUUUUCUUCACAUCGUCCUGCUCUAAAUAUUUAUUCGUCGUGUAGAUUCAUUUGCAUGUCGAUUUGUUCAUUCAAAUUAAAAAAAAAUAAAAAAAAUCGCGCUUCUGUUAUUAUUAAUGGAUAGAAAGAUAAAUCGAAAUAUCGCAAAUCGCCGGUAAAACAACAAAAGCGACCGGCGGUGGAAUAACUGUCAUGCUAGAGUGCGCUAUAUAAGUAAGGCGUAGGUUAAAGUUGACUGAAGUGGAUUAGGUUAGAGUGCGCCUAAGGGUAGUUAUGCUAUCCAGCUGGAAUUUUGGACCGUUACAGAGCCUCGUGCUCCGGUUUAAGAUUC
Messenger RNA from Eutrema salsugineum, 930 nucleotides. RefSeq lists its product as uncharacterized. The record is from RefSeq and is a predicted model, not a curated record. Lineage: Eukaryota; Viridiplantae; Streptophyta; Magnoliopsida; Brassicales; Brassicaceae. The transcript has 3 exons. Bases 96 to 599 code for a protein of 167 amino acids.